Hibiscus syriacus is the source of this 1348-nucleotide messenger RNA. RefSeq lists its product as uncharacterized. Bases 148 to 1068 code for a protein of 306 amino acids. Lineage: Eukaryota; Viridiplantae; Streptophyta; Magnoliopsida; Malvales; Malvaceae. The record is from RefSeq and is a predicted model, not a curated record. The transcript is spliced from 3 exons.
AAUUAUCAACCAACAAAAAACCCCUAAUUUUCCUUCUUCUCAAAUCGCUUAAAUCAUCUCUCUGUUUGCAAUCCAAUCCAAACAGACUCUUUAUCCAAGCUGCAAACCCCCCGCGUAAUGAUCAGAUUUUGAUAAAUUGGAGAAGGGAUGUCAAUGGAGUCUAACAUUUGUGACAUCAAUCACUUGGAUGCCGAUGUCCUCCUGCCUCCUCGGAAACGGCUGCUGGCGGGAUUUAAGAAACAGGCUUCUAAUGCCAAUGGUGCUUCAGAUCAGCCUACGGUUGCUUCUUCCUCUUCACCUUCACCUUCACCUUCACCUUCUACUUCGACUUCGUCAUGCGAUGUUAAUACCCAUCUUAAGAAUCUAUUGAUGAGUUCUCAUUUGUACAACCCAAACCUUUCUCCUGAGGAGAUUUUGGAGUCCUCUAGAGCGGCAGCUACCUUUGCUGUUAAAGCUGCAGUGGCUGCCAGAGCUGCCGCAGAGAAGAAGGCUGCAGUUGCCACUAAAGCUGUUGCUGCAGCUAAGAGUGCAUUGGACAUAGUAGCAAAAUUUUCUGAAGACAGAGACAGACGCCUAAAAAAGAACAAGCUCAAGAAACAUGUCCCUGUUCAACUCCUGUACAAAAAACACGAGCCGGUUGAGAGUCCUAGGACAGAUGAAGAGCUAGCCCGGAAAUUGCACCGAGCCAUCAAUAGUUCCCCAAGAAUCUCAAAGAAUUCACCUUCUGAAUGGAGAGGUCAUAAACAUAAGAGGCCUAAGAUCAUGGCAACUCUUGAGAAAACAAAAGCUUCCAAUGGAGCUAUAGUAUUGGGUGGAAGCCCGUCUUCUGCAUACAAUGGAGAUACUAUGGCAGGAGAAAUUGAUUCUGAGGACUCCAUGGAGGAAUCUGUUAAAGCAGAGGCAAAGGAUGCUAAAUAUGAAAAAUCUGGGCAAUUAGAGUUGGAUAAUGGUGAAGCAAGAUCAAGCCAUUCGAAGGAAAAAGCUUUUGAGGAUGUAACCACUGGUAAAAAGAGGGGAAGAAUGAAGAUAAAGAAGCUGCCCCUGAGCGUUUGUUCCUUUAGAGAUUGAGUGAAUCCAAACGAAGACAUGAUUAGUAAGAGCUCUCCACUGACCGAAAAGAACAUGGAUAAUUCAGCUGCUGCUGUUAAGACCUAUUUUACCUUGGAACCCUCCAAUGAUGGUGUUAUUUCAAUGGAAGGUUCAUCAAUGCUGAAAUGCCAGUAUUUCAAGGUCCCUGCAUGUAUCAAACAAAGCAAAGUCAUGCAAUCAUAAUGUUCAAAUCCUGUUCUUGUAACAGGUGGCUUCAAGGAUUGAAGUUAAUAGCUGAGAUAGGAUUAUUGAUGGAUAU